AUGGCCCAACAAGCCGCUCAGAUCGACCAGAUGUCAGCGCAAGCCCUUGCGAGGAAAACGAAAAAGAUUCCCAAUGAUGUCAGUUCUACAAAUCUUCAGGACCUCUGUGAUUCUUCGCGAAACCAGCUCUACUCUGAGAUGAGAAACAUUUGGCAGAAUGAAAUUCAGUCAUCGCGCUUCAAGAACUGGUCAAACCGUUCACUCGCGCUUUUAACUGUUAUCACGAAGGAUAUCAAGGAGAUGCAGAUCGAGAUAGAGAAGCGCGCUCGAUGCUUAUCCACUCUGGAUCUCAUCAAGUUCUACAUCGUCGCCCUGUGUGGUGUGAUACCCUCCCAAGGCAAAAUGCAGGGCAUACUGCUCCUCGAAAUUUUCUCCGAGCAGAUUCAGACCUUCGCGGCCGCCACAAAGACAGUAGUGCUCGUGGGUGCAGACUGCCCCCCUGGACUCUCAGAGCCGAGGUGCAAAUACGAGUCAGCUGAUGAGGCUGCAAUGCGCCUGGGAUCUAUAUGGACGCAACACAACAACCUUUCCAAGAUGGAAUUUGGGUGGAAUAUCGUGCAAUCCCAUGUCUGCAGUAAUCUGGCACGCGAAUGGUAA
Microdochium trichocladiopsis is the source of this 597-nucleotide messenger RNA. RefSeq lists its product as uncharacterized. Lineage: Eukaryota; Fungi; Ascomycota; Sordariomycetes; Xylariales; Microdochiaceae. The coding region runs from base 1 to 597 and encodes 198 amino acids. The record is from RefSeq and is a predicted model, not a curated record. The transcript has a single exon.